Xiphophorus hellerii (green swordtail) is the source of this 802-nucleotide messenger RNA. RefSeq names its product lymphocyte antigen 6G-like. NCBI's taxonomy places the organism in Eukaryota, Metazoa, Chordata, Actinopteri, Cyprinodontiformes, Poeciliidae. The transcript is spliced from 5 exons. Bases 327 to 629 code for a protein of 100 amino acids. The record is from RefSeq and is a predicted model, not a curated record.
UUUUAUCUUAUUCAGUUAUUUUUAUUUAUUUUGUUGUUUUUGCCUGCGGGGGUCGCCCUUCUGCUCUCCGCCUCGUUUGUGUUUCCUGGGCUUCCGUAGUUUAUUCCAGCCCUCGUAGCUCCUCUGACCCCCCCUUUUCCCUCAGAGCGUUGUUCCGCACUGCUGUGGAGCUGGAGUGCAGGGAGAAGGAGUUGAAGAAGUUGUUAAUUUGUUUUCCCUUCUUCCCCCAGGCAGUCUGUUGGAGCUUGCAGGAAACCGCAGAGGGUAAAAAAAAGUCUGCAGGACCAAUAUUGAUUCAGAGGGCUGAUGCACAGAUCAAGUUCACAAUGCAGCUUUACGGAGUUCUGAUCCUGUUUCUCUCAUUCUCUGCAGCAUGUGGAUUGAGAUGCUACACAUGUGUAGCAGCUGAACCUAACUCCUGCACUGAAAUUACAACUUGCCCUGUGCUAUUCAACCGAUGUUCUUCUCUCAAGACAGAUGGACUGGUUACCAAGAGCUGCAUGAUCAGCACAGGAUGCAUUGGUCCCAUAUCGUGCUGUGAAAAGGACUUGUGCAACGGUGCCGUACCAACUGGCCCCGGUGUCACCCUGCUGCUCCUGUCUUCAGCCCUUAUGAUGCUCUUUAUUUAAGGCUCUGAAAUCAUGAUCCUGUUCUGGUUUAUUGCUUGGUUUCUUAACAAUUACUUUGAGGUGACAGCAAACAUGCAGUCAGGACAGACAUACAGCAUUUUUAUUCAUCAUGUAAUACACAUAUGUCUCUUUUAAAAAUGAAACAAUAAAAAUGUAAGAAAUGAAAUAAUAAA